Messenger RNA from Soboliphyme baturini, 909 nucleotides. The record is from the annotation of a GenBank genome assembly. NCBI's taxonomy places the organism in Eukaryota, Metazoa, Nematoda, Enoplea, Dioctophymatida, Soboliphymatidae.
AUGAUCGACGAGUUUUCGAAUGAAGCCGGCGUUUCAAUGGAUGAGGUGUCUCCGUAUGAUGGCCAACAGUGUCCGAUUUGUUUAAAGAGGUUCGUGUCAUCGAAGGGCCUCGUUCAGCAUUCAAUAAUUCAUACUGAUCGCAAACCGUACGCUUGCGAAGUCUGUGGAAAGCCUUUUCGGUUCAAGUCGAACUUGUUCGAGCAUCGCAGCAUUCACUCGGGCGAAAAGCCAUUUGCUUGUCCAUUCUGUGGUAAGGAGUGCAGGCUGAAAGGAAAUCUGAAGAAGCACUUAAAGACCCAUGUGAAAGAAGAGGAAGAAAUCGAUCGUGCGUACGAAACAGCCACCGGAAGUUCAAGUCUUCGUGCUGUGAUGUGCUUGAAAAACGAAGAAUAUGGGGAUGAAGUUUCCGGGGCAGACAGCUCGUAUUCGCCUUAUCUGUCCAACGGCAGACAGAGGCGAAGAAUAGUUAAUUCUCGAAAGAUCACCAAGGCACCCAGUGUUGCACUGGUUGUGACCGUUGGUCAGGAUGACCAGGAACCUGAAGAACUGUAUGCAGAGGCACCUUCCCUAUACCUCUCUCUCGGCGAAAUGCUGGGGAAGGAAUAUUCGAUGGCUGAGUUUUGCAAGGCGGCACGAUCGAUUCCCUUUGAGAUGUAUCGGUGUCGUUUAUGCCACGUAUCGUUGAAGAGCCGUUUUGAAAUGAAGGAACACUGCGAGGUGGUGCACAACAUGAGCAAGCAUUCGAUAAAUGGUGAAGAUACCGACGAGGUUGUUUGGUGCGACGUCUGCCUUGCACCUUUUGAUGACCGCCAGUCCUUCGAUCGUCACUGGUCGUUUCAUACACGCGUUCGUAAUAUGAUUGCUUGUCAGGAGAUUACUUUGGGCGAACCUGGUGCUUCAUCUUUUUAA